This is a messenger RNA of Gigantopelta aegis, 1345 nucleotides long. RefSeq names its product zinc finger protein 277-like. NCBI's taxonomy places the organism in Eukaryota, Metazoa, Mollusca, Gastropoda, Neomphalida, Peltospiridae. The transcript has 11 exons. The record is from RefSeq and is a predicted model, not a curated record. The coding region runs from base 230 to 1195 and encodes 321 amino acids.
UCAGCAGACGCCGUGACAAUCAUGUGACUUCAAUACGCAGAUACCAGUACAGCUGGUAACAGACAGAAGUGGUUUAUAAAGUUGAAGUUUUCUUUCAAAUUACAGUCUUUGAAAAUCAUAGGAAAAAGGAUCAUGUGACAAGCCUGUUCUCGAACCCCUGAAUCUUGACACUGGAGAAGAAGCUGAACAAGGAGAUGUUUUAGACAAACUGAACCCUACAUCAGAGUCCAUGGGUCAGGAAACUCGGACGUGUCCGUGCUUGUUUUGUGCGAGGAGUUUCAACAUUGAGGAAAAGAACGAGGACCUGCUGGCUCAUCUCAUCAUGGUACACAAGUUUGUCAUUGCCGAUGUCAGUCUCAUCUGUAAUCUCAGAAAAUACAUACUGUACUGGAAGGAAAGACUGAAAGACCAGUCGCUGUCCGACUUCUGUUCAGUGAUUGUGACAAAUACAGCAUCAACUGAUAUAGGUGAACGAGAAGAGUUUUUCAUGCUGUGUGACGUUCUUCCCGAAGACAAGGAAUUCAGACAGUUUCUCCAGAAAGAAAAACUGGAAGAAAUUUUGUCUCAACAACAGAAAGAGAGGAACGAUGUCAGUUUCUGUAGAAUGUGUCUGUUUUGUUCUGAGAGCUUUGAGAAAAACAGAGCAGACCUAUUCAACCACAUGGCUGAAGAUCACGCCUUUAAUGUUGGACGUCCAGAUAACUUAGUGUUCACAAAUGAAUUUCUUGACCUGUUGCAAGAAAAAUUACGAAACCUUCAAUGUCUUUACUGUGAGAAAACAUUCAAAGAUAGACCAACACUGAAGGAACACAUGAGAAAGAAGCAGCAUAGAAAAAUUAAUCCAAAGAAUAAAGCAUAUGAUAAAUUCUACGUAAUAAAUUAUCAGGAACUCGGCAAGAACUGGGAAUCCAUUCAGUCUGAAGAUGAUGCUUUGCUUUCUGAUACGGAUGACACUGAUGAAAACGAGGAAGACGACUGGUCAGACUGGAUGGAGGAGGCUGGGUCUCAGGCCGUCUGUCUGUUCUGCGAGUUCUCAUCCAGUCAUUCAGACAGACUCCACGCUCACAUGCAGGAACUUCACGACUUCAAUUUGCAUGAGCAGAAGAUAAAAAUGAACUUGACAUUUUAUCAAAAGAUCAAGUUGAUCAAUUUUAUAAGACGAAAGGUAAAUACAUUGUCAUUAGUCAUACUGUGAUGACCCUAUUAGUGGCCACUCCCAUUCCAGCCAUGUGACACGUUAUCAAGGAACACACAAUACGUGCAUUAAGAUUCACUUCUGUUUGUUGCCUUGUCAUGGAAGUUAAAGUUUUGUUUUGUUUAAUGACAUUGCUAGAGCACAUUAAUG